AUUGAAACUAACCCUGAUCCACUGCUCAGAGGGAGCCAUGGCUGCAGAGAACCCCGUGGAAAGUCUCCGGGAGGAAGCGACAUGUCCCAUCUGUCUGGAGUAUUUCACAGAACCUGUCACUCUGGAGUGUGGGCACAAUCUCUGCCGAGCCUGCAUCAGCCAGUGCUGGGAGGGAUCCAAUACAGCCGCCUCCUGCCCUCAGUGUGGAGAAACUGUGCAAAAGAGAAACCUCAGGCCCAACAGGUAUCUGAUUAAUGUCCUAGAAAUUGCCAAGCGACUGAGUUUACAGGCAGCAAAGGGAGCAGGAGGAGACGGGUUGUGUGGGGAACACCAGGAGGCUCUGAAACUGUUCUGUGAAGAGGAUCAAACCCCCAUCUGUGUGGUGUGCAACAGAUCCCGGGGUCACCGCACUCACACGGUGGUUCCCAUACAGGAGGCUGCCCAGGAGUACAAGGAAAAAAUACAAGCCCAUUUGAAGACUCUGAGGGAAGAGAGAGAAAAGCUGCUGGGAUUUAAAGUGACUGCAGAGAAGAGAAGCCAGGAGUACCUGAAACAGACAGAAACCGAGAGGCAGAAGAUUGUGUCUGAAUUUCAGCAACUCCGGCAGUUCCUGGAGGAACAAGAGCGACUCCUGCUGGCCCAGCUGGAAAAGCUGGACGAGGAGAUUGUGAAGAUACAGAAUGAAAAUAUCACCAAACUCUCUGAGGAGAUUUCCCGUCUCAGUGAGCUGAUCAGUGAGCUGGAGGGGAAGUGUCAGAAGCCAGCGAGUGAAUUCCUGCAGGAUGUCAGAAGCACCUUGAGUAGGUGUGAGAAAGGGAAGUUCCAACAGCCAGAGGAGAUUUCUCCUGAACUGGAGGAGCAAGUCAGCGAUUUCUCCCGUAAAACUUUCGUGCCGUUGGAGACUCUGAGGAAAUUCAAAGACACUCUACUGUCUGCACUGGAGACACAAAUUGGAGAACCCCUAGGAGCACACAGACAGGUGAAUGUGACUCUGGAUCCAGACACGGCUCAUCCCAACCUUGUCCUGUCUGAGGAUCGGAAAAGUGUGACACGGGGAGACACACGGCAGCGACUACCCAACAACCCUGAGAGAUUUGACUCUUGGGCCUGUGUGCUGGGCUGUGAGGGGUUCACCUCGGGGAGACAUUGCUGGGAGGUGGAGGUGGGGGGCUGGGCUGUGGGGGUGGCCAGAGGGUCUGUGAGGAGGAAGGGACGGAUCAGCCAUAGCCCUGAGGGGGGGAUCUGGGCUGUGGAGUGGUGCAGGGGUCAGUUCCAGGCUCUCACCUCCCCGGUGACCCCCCUGCCCCUGAGCCGGGUCCCCAGCAGGAUCCGGGUUUGUCUGGACUGUGACCGGGGGCAGGUGACAUUUAUCGAUGCUGGUGACGAGGCCCCGAUCUUCACUUUCCCGCCGGGCUCCGUCCCUGGGGAGAGAAUCCGACCCUGGCUCUGGGUGUGGGACACAGACACCCAGCUCCGAUUGUGUCCCUGAGACACACAGCCGAGAGUGGAACCAGAAAUCAGCCUCUCUAGCCUCAUGGACCCCAGUCUCUAUGACCUUGGAGGACUCCCAUCUACCCAGCCCCUGGCUCCUCAUCUCUAUGACCCCUAGAAGUGCCUCCUCCUCCCUCUCUUCAGUCCCAGGGAUGGGAGGGGGAGGGGGAAGAACCCCUGGGGCAGAGGUGGGGUCUGGGCAGGGAUACAGCAUUGAUCAAUCAGGGUUUGGGGGGGUUGCAGAGAAGCAGCAGCUUGGAGCGUUUUGUACAGAUCUGUGUCCUUAGAUCUGUGUCCUUAGAUCCUGCUGCAGGGGCCACAGUCACUACAGGGCAACUGGUAACACUGUAAUGGUCAAACACACCCCUGGUGGGGAGGAGAAGAUGGGUUCAGAUUGAUGGAAAAACCAUUAUAUAUCCUUAAAAAAAUCAUCAUUGAGUCAGUCUCAUGAUUUUUUUAAACUCCUGAGGUUGGCAGCACUGGGGGAGGCAGGGGCAGGGCGGGUUUAACCAGAGGGAAUUAGAAGACGCAAGAAGAAAAAUGCGAAUUAAAAUAAAACAAGAAUAAAGGUAGAGUCUAUGAGAAAUGGUGGAAAACAGAAAUGAGAAGAGUGACAGGAAAAUAUCCCUGACAGGGGAACCAGCCGGGGGCAGCAAAAUGGGAAGGGAUAAAAUCAGGGGGAAGAAGGGAGCAGCCAAGGGGGAUGAUCUGUGACAGGGAGGGGAGGCGAGUGGGAGAAACACAGGAAAAUAAACAGAGGUGGGAAGUGAGGGCUAGAACAAUAAUGAAUAGAAAAGGACAGUAUGAAAAGAAAGGGAACCUGAGCAGGAUGGAGAGAUUUAUUACAUUUUACUGAAAGUGACAUUGUAACUCAUUAAUUCCCUAUAUUCAUUCCUAGAUGACUGUACUGUUGUAGUGCCAUUAAGAAAACUGUUCUCAGUAGCUCGGGAUCUCCUUUCCAUGCUGUGGUUAUUAAGGCUCCUUCUCGGCUCCAUUUACUUACCACGUUUAGUUACUUACUGUAAAUAAAACAUUACAAACAAUU
Messenger RNA from Trachemys scripta elegans, 2536 nucleotides. Its product is annotated as zinc finger protein RFP-like. Gene Ontology annotation, molecular function: protein binding; zinc ion binding. The record is from RefSeq and is a predicted model, not a curated record. NCBI's taxonomy places the organism in Eukaryota, Metazoa, Chordata, Testudines, Emydidae.